Messenger RNA from Onychomys torridus (southern grasshopper mouse), 2565 nucleotides. RefSeq names its product phosphotyrosine interaction domain containing 1 (gene Pid1). NCBI's taxonomy places the organism in Eukaryota, Metazoa, Chordata, Mammalia, Rodentia, Cricetidae. Bases 285 to 938 code for a protein of 217 amino acids. Gene Ontology annotation, cellular component: cytoplasm. The transcript is spliced from 3 exons. The record is from RefSeq and is a predicted model, not a curated record. Gene Ontology annotation, biological process: regulation of mitochondrial membrane potential; negative regulation of insulin receptor signaling pathway; regulation of cell population proliferation.
GCGGCCACGGCGCUGGGCCCCGGGCGGAGCUGCGCAAUCGUCGGAGCUGCGCACCGACUGGCGGCGGACUGGCGGCGGGAGCUGAGCCCACAAGUUGCAGGCAGCGGAGCGCCACCUUGUCCUGUUCGCAGCCCCUGCGCCCACCGGCUGCGGCCGGCGCCAGGACGUUCAGCCCUCCGACGCUGACCCCAGAUGUAACAGCGGGACCGCGGCCCCUUCUCCUUCCCAGCACGAUCCACAGAGUCUCGCCUGCUUCUCCGCUGCCCAAAACCUAAGGCUGGAAGAUGUGGCAGCCGGCUACUGAGCGUCUGCAGCACUUCCAGACCAUGCUGAAGUCUAAAUUGAAUGUCCUAACACUGAAAAAGGAACCUAUACCAGCAGUCAUCUUCCAUGAGCCGGAAGCCAUUGAACUAUGUACCACCACACCACUGAUGAAGACAAGGACUCAUAGUGGCUGCAAGGUCACCUAUCUGGGGAAAGUUCCCACCACAGGCAUGCAGUUUUUGUCUGGCUGCACUGAAAAGCCAGUCAUUGAGCUCUGGAAGAAACACACACUGGCCCAAGAAGAGGUUUUUCCGGCCAAUGCCCUCCUAGAGAUCCGUCCAUUCCAAGUGUGGCUUCAUCACCUUGACCACAAGGGUGAGGCGACGGUGCACAUGGAUACCUUCCAGGUAGCCCGCAUUGCUUACUGCACAGCUGACCACAAUGUGAGCCCCAACAUCUUUGCCUGGGUGUACAGAGAGAUCAACGAUGACCUGUCUUACCAGAUGGACUGCCAUGCUGUGCAAUGUGAGAGCAAGCUAGAGGCCAAGAAGCUGGCUCAUGCCAUGAUGGAGGCCUUCAGGAAGACUUUCCACAGUAUGAAGAGUGAUGGGCGGAUCCACAGGAGCAGCUCCUCUGAAGAGGCUUCCCAGGAAUUAGAAUCUGAUGAUGGCUGAAGGAAUUUAAGAUGUUCCAUCGAAGGCAGCGUUUGGGCAAGGAAUUUCAGAAGAUAGGUGCAUUUGCAAUGAUUCAAAUUUGGUAUGAAAAGGCUGACCAUGCUUUUUAAAUUCAGAAGAGCAAUUCUAAAUCUAAAGAAAUGUAUCAUUAAUUAUGUGACAUUGAAAUCUGCUGCUGCUGUGACCAUGAGGAGAGUGGGUGUAUGGGCGGAGAGGAAGGUUCCAGACUGUCUUCUUGGUUUUUUCUCCUAUUCCAACACUUCCUGGUGGGAGAUCUCCACGCCUAUUUUCACCUUUCUCAGGCAAAUACUAUCUGGCUGUAGUCUGAUGGACUGUUCCAAUCUGCCUUAUGAAAUCCAACAAGAAUGUUAAAGGCAUCUUUGUGAUCCCUAGGCUGGUGGGUGGUAUGGGGAGGUGAUGCUGGUGUGGAGGCCGCAGGAUGGAAGGGACACGUCCAGUCCAGAUAACUGACUGAUUGUUCCUCUCUCUUGGCAUGUUUGCAGACACUCUCCUCAGUACUGGUGAAUCAGCAGAACUUGGAUUGAGCUUUUACAACUAACAGCACGCUAGAUGGAAGUUAAUUUGCAGUUCUUUAACUGCAGUAAUACUUUGAUUCACAUUGUAUUUACUUCAUCUAUUUUCUUAGAAUCCUUGCAACUAAUGAUCAUUUUCCUCCUCUUACCCCACCAUGUUCUUUCUCCUUCCAGCCUCCCCAAGGGAUGGAGGCUCAACAUACUGCAGGACUCCAACAGGGAAGAAAAUAAUAAGUUAAUUAAAUAAACAGUCAGCAGACCUACCAGGAGUCUCAGACACCAGAAACCCUAGAACAAAAGGGGAAUGGGUGACCCAGGGAUAUAGAGGUUGCCCUUAUUAGGUCCUGAUUUAUAGCAACUUACUUGGUUAAGUCUUAUUGGAUGGCUCCUUCAUGGAAAGUUUAAACUCUGACAUGACAUUGUCCGGGAAGUCUUGCUCCAUCAUUCAACCUUGAACUCAUGUAGGGAAUGAGUGAUCAAGUCAGUUUGCCUAGAAAUCCCAUGUCUAUCUGGAAACCUAAAGGGAAAUGUGACCUUAUUGUCCUUAAGUCAGUAAUAUCUUAGAGUCAGAAUAACCCCUUUGACUAUCAAUUCUGAAGAGAAAUUAUCAUUGAUAGCUUGAGAUCUCUCAAUUGAGAUCUCAAGAUCUUUGCAUAUCAUAAUCAUGGAAAGUAUUCAUUAAAAUAUACACAUUUAAGAUGAAUAGUCACAUUAAGAGGGCACAUGAGCCACCUUUUCAAGUGAUGUUGCUCUUUUAAAAGGUGUGUUUUAUUUCUGGUGAUGCUAAGGGCAAUGGGGCACCUUAGAAGCCUUAAGUGAAAGCUAAUAUAAUCCAGACAGCAAUGGUGUUGGUAUUUUAGUCUGUGUACCCAUGUGUCCAUGUAUGUGUGUGUGUGUGUGUGUGUGUGUGUGUGUGUGUGUGUGUGUGUGUGUUCCCCAUGUGGGUCCAGUUUCAAGGCAUGUACAAUAAGCAUGGAGUUGUUUGGUGAGGACUCACCUCCUGAAGAUAUGCUUGUUGCUUUAUGACAAUUGUAAACUAUUCUUUAGAUAAAUGCAUUCACUCUUUAAUAAAAAUAUGUUUGUGUUAAUAAAGC